AUGGCAGAAGCAGAUCUCGAGACCCAUGGCUUCGAUCCGGUCGAGCGCACAGCUAUCCAAGGAUCUGAACACAUGGACGGCCGUGAAGUUCAAGAACUUUCCUAUUCGAAGGCUGCACGAUGGACUUCGGAUAAUGCUGAGUGGCACUCUACAUAUCUAGAUAGGGUCAGUCAGCUUGUCGAAAGAUUCAAGAACUUCACCUGUAUUGUCUUCUGGUCCCUAGGAAAUGAAGCCUUUUAUGGACAGAAUCAUGCUGCCAUGUAUCGAUGGAUCAAAUCAUCAAAGAGAGGGAUCCUACCCGACUUCGUCAUGUAUGCCACGCCAGAUGAGCUUGUGCAGCAUGUAAAGGAGAAUCCAGAUCGGGCACUUAUCCAGUGCGAAUAUGGCCACGCCAUGGGGAAUGAACCCGUGUCAGUUCGGCUUGAAAAAGAUAAGAUCAUCUUUAAGAAUCAUUACGACUUUGCCGACCUCAGCCACCUUGUUGCUUCCUGGCAUCUAGUCGGGGAAACUGGAGACACAACGCCGACACCAUUGGAGCUACUGAUUACCCUCCCAGGUGAAGAAAGCGCCGUGGAUUUUCCGAGCCCCCCCAAUGACUUUCGUGGAGAAACUUGGCUCUCGAUUCAUAUUUUCCUCAAGAACGAAACUGUCUGGGCACCUCAAGGUCAUGAAGUCGCCUGGUCCCAGAUGUUACUCUCCAAGCCUCAAGCAUCUGGGCUAGCCCCGGUGAUAGGCAACCGAGAUUUGGUGCUGUCAUUGCAAGAGUUUCCAGGAAAACUAGUCGUAUCAUGGCCAAGCUUGGACCAACCAUUUGAUAUAGAUCUUGUCAGCGGCAACCUUACUUGGGCCAACGAAAAGGGUACAGUUCUUUCGAAAGGACCAGAGUUGAGCUUGUAUCGGGCUCUCACUCAGAACGAUCUCGGCUUUGGGGGAGACGGCAAGGAGUGGUCCAAGUUUAGGGUUGCUGAAGCUAGUACCCAUAUUCAAUGCUUCACGUGGUCGGUCAACGAGGAUCAUACUGUUACAGUCAAAGCAGCUGUGAGGGUUGCUCCUCCGGUUCUGGAAUGGGCUUGUGAUGCUGAUAUUACUUAUACUCUUGGUUUUGGCGCCAUAUCUAUUCAUGUUAAGGGUGGAUUCUCGGGGACUGUUCCGAAACAUAUCCCACGUCUAGGUCUUACAAUGUCGUUACCCAAGGUCUACAACAAGGCAACUUGGUUCGGACGCGGCCCUGGAGAGUCAUACAGGGACAAGAAGGAAGGAGCUAGAUUCGGUCGAUGGUCAGCGUCAAUCGAGGACUUGCAGACCAAGUAUGAAUGGCCACAAGAGAAUGGGAACAGGAGUGACGUCCGAUGGGUCCGGAUUGAGUCUGGGAAUGCGACUUUGUUGGCUUGCAUGGACGUUCCUUUGAACUUUUCGCUGAGGAAAUAUUCGUUAGAGGAUUUGGAUAAAUCACUUCACCCAUACGAGCUCACAGAGUUGGAUGAGACAGUGUGCAAUCUCGAUUUUGCUCACCAUGGCAUUGGGUCUGGAAGUUGUGGACCGCUGGCUUUCGAGGGAGACCGUCUGGAGACCAAGUCUUUCGAGUUCAGAACAUUACUAAAAGUAGUGUAA
This is a messenger RNA of Fusarium subglutinans, 1611 nucleotides long. RefSeq names its product glycoside hydrolase family 2 n-terminal. The coding region runs from base 1 to 1611 and encodes 536 amino acids. Gene Ontology annotation, molecular function: carbohydrate binding; beta-galactosidase activity. The transcript is spliced from 3 exons. Gene Ontology annotation, biological process: lactose catabolic process. NCBI's taxonomy places the organism in Eukaryota, Fungi, Ascomycota, Sordariomycetes, Hypocreales, Nectriaceae. The record is from RefSeq and is a predicted model, not a curated record. Gene Ontology annotation, cellular component: beta-galactosidase complex.